GAGCAGAUCUCUCCACGACGCUCCACCGGUGCACCACGGGGUACGCAUUCAAACUGACCAGCGCGUCUCUGUGAGCUCACACACUGUCCUCUCUCCACAUCCAUCACCGAGCAGCUUCACUGCAGUUGACCGCACGAGCCGGUGUCAGGCAGCUGCAGAGAAGAGGAAGAAGAAGAAGAGGAGGGAGGAGGUGAUGUUCUCUAUCAGCUCACUGUGACCAUUCAAUCAGCGAGGGUUUGAGCCUCUCCUCGGGCCUGGACUAUCUGCCCCACUAUCUUAAAGCAAAAGGAACGAGCAGCUAACCUUCCUGACCUGACGCCUCACUCUCUUCCAGUCCCCACUGCCAUGGCCUUCACCUUGUCAGAGAUCAUGGCGGCGAGACGGCAGCAAUCUCAGGCUCAGUCACAUGCCCAGCGAGGCAACAGGACGGCGGUGGAAGUGGAUGAAUAUAGCACCAACCCCACUCAGGCCUUCACCUUCUACAACAUCAACCAGGGACGCUUCCAGCCGCCGCACGUCCACAUGGUGGACCCAAUGCCCCACGACACGCCCAAGCCGCCUGGCUACACCCGCUUCGUGUGCAUCUCAGACACUCACUCCCGCACCGACAGCAUCCAGAUGCCAUAUGGAGACGUGUUCAUCCACGCUGGAGACUUCACCGAGCUUGGGCUGCCCUCAGAGGUCAAGAAGUUCAACGACUGGCUAGGUACCCUGCCCUAUGACAUCAAGAUAGUAAUCGCCGGAAAUCACGAGUUGACCUUCGACCAGGAGUUUAUGGCUGACCUGAUCAAGCAGGACUUCUACUACUUCCCUUCUGCCUCCAAGUUGAAGCCUGAGAAUUAUGAGAACGUCCAGUCGCUGCUCACCAACUGCAUCUAUCUGCAGGACUCUGAGGUCACUGUGCGGGGCUUCAGAAUCUACGGCUCCCCCUGGCAGCCUUGGUACUAUGGCUGGGGCUUCAACCUGCCACGGGGUCAGGCUCUGCUGGACAAGUGGAACCAGAUCCCUGACAACACAGACAUCCUGGUCACACACUGCCCCCCACUGGGUUUCCUGGACUGGGUCCCAAAGAAGAUGCAGCGUGUUGGGUGCAUGGAGCUGCUCAACACAGUCCAGAGGAGAGUCCAACCCAAAUUACAUGUGUUCGGACACAUUCACGAAGGUUAUGGCAUGAUGACAGACGGCACCACCACAUUCGUCAACGCCUCAGCCUGUACUGUCAACUUCCUGCCCAUGAACGCUCCCAUUGUCUUCGACCUUCCAAAUCCCAGGACCACAUGACUAGAGGAAGCUCGCCCCCAGUCACCUGCCGCCAAUCAAGAGAAAGGAGCCAGGAGAGGUAGGUGAGGUCGGUGGGCAGAGCAGAGCACAUUCUGUAAAUAUAAGGCAGCCGUGUGUUUAACGCGACACAUAUGCUACAUGCCUGGAGACGGAGCAGACUCGGUGAGGGACGCUCCCUAACGCUAUUAAUGUUAUUCUAUGUGCCAUCAUUUCUUCAUCUCAACACUGAGUCUAAAAGCAGAGAAAUGGACGAGCAAAGAGACGCUUUUAGAUGCAAACAACGGAUAUUUCUCUGUCCUCUUUUACUGCACUGACAAUCUGAUGUGGCUCUCAGACAGACAAAAAAGACACCCCGACGUCCCUGUUGGCCUUUUUCACUUCAUUUAAAUGAACUGUAAACAUUUGGACUCAAAGUGAAGCAACCCAACGCCUCAUCAACAUGAGAGUUUUGGUUAAGGCACAACUCAACAGCAGAACAUUUGCCUGGGGGAUUGUAACACAACUUUCCUCCCUUCCCACUUUUAAACAUUAAUUUCCUCAUUUCUCCCCCUCCAUCUUCCGCCUGUUUCUCUCCUCUCCUCGGGCCUGCAGCAUUAUGGAGUGUGUUCUUUUUGCCAGCGUGUGUGUGUGUGUGUGUGUGUGUGUAUGUGUGUGAGAUCAAAGUGAGUGUGUGAGGGCAGCAAGAGGUCUCUGCCAGGGGCUGUGUGAGUCGGGGUGUCAAACAUGUUGACACCACUCCCCUGGGCCUCAUUACAGCCCUCAUAAGCCUCUUAACCGGGAGAGAGGAGGACACUGAGGAAACUGCGCGCAGCACUUCCCUCCAUGCAGCUCCCCUUUCACCUUUUCUCCUCUUUUUCAUUUCUUCCUCCCUCUCCAUCCUUCAUGCUGUGAAUGAGUAGCACAGCUUUUCUGCACUGACUGAAAUUCCGAGCUUUAAGGACUUGGAAAAGACAGCAGGUAACACGCGACGUAAAGGUGCUACUUCUGGACAGUCAUUCUGAGCUGUGGUGAUUGUUUCAAGGACCCUCCCUCGUGUUGGGAGCGAUGGGACAUUUGAUCCUUUAUCAAGAGGAGUAAAGCUGUAACUACAUGUACUGUAACUGGUCUAUGUAAAUGUUCUCUGUCAAUGUAAAGAAAAAAAACUUGAAGAUUUCUUGAAGAUUUCCAAGUUGUUGCUAUGCUUUUCAAAAAAAAAAAACCUUGUUAAUAUUUGUGGUUGUUACAUUUCCUUUGGUCUAUUUCUUAGUAAUGUAAAUGCUUAUUAUGGUAUUUCCUUCUCUGUGAAGCUGCUCGGCCCCAUUUGGUGAUUAUUAACUCUUUCAUGUCCCUUAGCAGUUUGUCUGUGUUUAAAAAAAAAAAGAAGAAAAAAAGCCUUUCAUUUUUUUUCCUUUGCUCUAUUUUCUGAAUAAGGCCGUUCUCAGUGAGAGUCUGAAUGUGCUUAGCAUAACAAGACCACGUCACACUUUGAUCUUCCUGCUCUCCGACAUUAUGUAUGAACGUUCCCUGGGGCUGCAGUUUACUCCCACUUCACUCCAGCUUCCUCAGCACAUCAGCAUUCAUUGUGCCAGCUGAUGUCUUAAUGUUUCCAAAUAGGCAAAAGAGGAAAGAGCAGCAGAAUUGCUCACCAAGAAAACCAGUGUGUAUGGAUAAUGGUGGGAGGUGCGAGCAUGAACGUUGAUGCCUGAGUGUCUGUGCGUGUUAUGUUAUCGUUAAUGUGGAGCAGUUUAAGUUUUAAGCCCUGAAAUUGAGACAUUGUGUUUGAUCCUCAUGUCUUCAAGGUUUAGAGUUAGAAUUAGGUUCAGAAUAAAGAUCGAGUUUAAGGUGUGGUGUACCAGGUAGAGUAUGGGAACUGCAGCUUAAUAAAAAACAGGCAUAUAGAGACAUGUAUUACCCAAUUUAAUAACACAUGCAUUUGGUGGUUAAUUUGCACAUUUUAAAAUCCUUGAACACAGAAGAUGCUGGUCUGACAGUUGAGGAUCUGAUAACAUGGUCACAUGGUCUGAUAACAUGGACAAUAAAACCAUGAGGAUGAAAAAUGUAGAAACUUUUCAGAUGAAUGAUGACACAUAUUCAAUCAGAACUCUUGUCCUUGUCCAUUUCAAGAUGUUGUACCACCCACAGGAGAUGAUUGUAGUAGACCUACAGACACCCUAAAUCUCCAGCAAUACUAGGUGCAAGCAGUCAGAAUGCACCCAGUCGCUGGAAGUUUUUCACAUGCACAUUUCUGCAAACCACAGAUAUCUUACAUUAUUUUGUGGAAAAUACGUUGAAACUUAAAAUUUCUUAAUAGCACUGUGGUUAACAUGUGGUUGGGUUCCAGCACAAAAACCUUUUAGUUGUGGUUAGGAAAAGAUCAUGUUUUGGCUUAAAACACUCACGUUUGGUGGCAUGAAAACUGCUGAAAAAGCAGGGCUGGGAAGGCAAAUAACGCCCAGGUUUGGUGACUCAGUGCCACUGGGAAAUGCCACACUACUCGCACAGUUCCAUGACAAUUGAGAUAAUCGACUGAUUGUUAGUACAACUAAAUCUGGUCCUUUAAAAUACAUGUAAAUAUGUUAGCCCAACUGCAAUCAUACUAAACUGAAUUUCUCAAAGUCAGACUAACACACCAAGAUAUUGGGCCUCAUUCACUAAUAUCAGCGCAGAAAUGUUCUUACUCAAACCGCAAAAAAAAUAAGUACUUGCGCAAAAUCACCAUCGGAUUCAUGACACGUGCGUACCGGCCAAUUUUGUUCUCACCACCGUGCAUAUGUUAGUAAAUCAGAACCAUUCUAAAUUGACAGGCGUGUGUCCGCGAUCUGCAAUCAGCAUACUACCAUGCCUCCAUUUCUCCAUAUAAGGAAACGGCUUGCCUAGAGUUGAUUCAUGAAUGAAGGAAGCGGUUACGCGAGGAGAGAAGUAGUAAAUUUCACAGUUUGUUAGAAGCGAUGGCGCCGGGUCUUAUAGGAAUGCCAUGGGUCAUUGUAAGACUGUGGAGGACACAGCACGCCAGGAUGAUCUUGCACACCUUCUCAGGGGUAUAAAGUAGUUUGCCACCAACCGUAUCUGAUCCAAACACAUCCAACGGCCCUUAAGCACGCCAAAAGUGCGCUCUACGGCGCGUGUGUGGGCAUGUAUGUUAUUAUAGCACACCUCUUGAGGGGUUUCAGGGUUUGCGUAUGGUGUCAUCAUCCAUGUUUUAAGGCCAUAUGCCCGGUCACCCAAACAAUAUAACAUUUUAACAUUAACGGAAUAGAGACUUUCUGAAAAUACUAACUUAAAACAAUUGAAAUAAAAGACUAAAACAAAAGAUACUCACCAACAAGCCAUCCACUUGUCACAGCCCCUGCCUCCAAACGCAUUCCCACUGUACUGUUUUGCAAAAUAAAUGAGUCGUGGGUGCCUCCUGGCCAGCGGGCCACAGCCUUAAGGAUAUGGCAGUCGGCAUUACAGAUCAUCUGCACGCUGAUGGAGUGAUAGUUUUUCUGUUCAUGUUAUUGUUAAUAUUUUAAUUGUCACAAUGAUGAGGGUGAACGUGUGUCAAUUUCAUGGUAAUUUAAUCCAUUUGGCCAAUAUAUUAGUAAAUUAAUUAUUUUAAAAAAUGUUAAUUAAAUCUCUUUUUCAUGAAUGUGGUUUUAUAGACUCUGCAUGUACUUAAAAGGUGUGUUUGCAUUUUCUAAGUCAGUUCGGCCUUCCUCAUUUGUGCGUACGCAUGGUCUGAGGCAGUUCUAAAUUUGUUCGCAGAGUAAGAACAAAUUCGGGUAAGAAAAUAUUGAUGAAUCCCGGAUUUGUGCGUCAAACAAUCGUACGCACAGUUUAAGCACAGAUUUGUGCGUACGCACUGUUUGUGAAUGAGGCCCAAUGUGAUUGAGAGUCAAAUUCCUCCUGCAUGUAUACAGUCAAUUGGACCGAAACUGGCCUAGGCACAUGCUCCACACUUUCCCCCCCAGGCUUUGACCCAGAGGUCAAAUAGCAUUAAACAGAAGAAGAGAAGAAAAUAAAAAAGUAAAGCGUACAGCACAGACAAAAUGUACAGAGCAUUAAAGUUGUCCACCAUGGUACCAGUGUGCCUCUAGCUAACCUUAGCUAACUAGUUUGUUGAUUGUUUGCUCUCUGACAUCAACUGGAAAAAGGUCUAGUACUAACAAGCCAGUAGGAGGCAUAUCCUCACCUGUCAUAGCAGAGUAGGACAUACUUAGGUCAAUAAAUCUAUUCCCCUCCCGUGCUUAUAUACUGGGACAAGGACAGAAGUUCAAUUAAAUGGACAAGUUGAGCCAUAACUGUCGCUCCACUUAACUGUGCAUGUUAACAUACUGAAUGUGUUGGUGAAAAAAUCCCAGGCUCAGAGGCUCAAAUGCCGCUGGGAAACACAAGCAUGUGGCUGUGUUUAGGCAACAAAACCACGUGGUUGGUUUCAGGAAAAAAACAGGGUUUGGCUUUACAACCUUACAGGAAGCAAACACUGGCCUCCUGGGUGAAAGUUGGUGGUUGUUGGACCCAUCCAUCACCCUUCCAACCCGCCCUGCUCUGACUUCCUUUCAUUGUUGUCACGCUGCAUUACCCCCCAUCAUUGUGACAUGAAAUAAAAAAUUGGUAGUGGCUUAUUUUGGUCGAUACCUUAAAGCUAUUGGGCUCUAGUUUCGCAGACCGGGCGAGGUGGGGGCGCAGCGCUUCGCCAACUGGGUGUGGCCAGGCGGAUUUUGCAAGUUUGGCACACCGUGCACGCUGGCGCAGCUACUCGUCUGUCCCACCUCCGUCCCUUCUACCUGCGCAA
Epinephelus fuscoguttatus (brown-marbled grouper) is the source of this 6034-nucleotide messenger RNA. RefSeq names its product metallophosphoesterase domain containing 1 (gene mpped1). The transcript is spliced from 7 exons. NCBI's taxonomy places the organism in Eukaryota, Metazoa, Chordata, Actinopteri, Perciformes, Serranidae. Gene Ontology annotation, molecular function: hydrolase activity. The record is from RefSeq and is a predicted model, not a curated record. Bases 346 to 1281 code for a protein of 311 amino acids.